AUGUCCGAUAUUGACUGGGAAGACUUGUUUGGCGUAUCCGAUGACAACGACCAUGACAACGACGACGCCAACGGUAUCCCGGGAUUGAAGUUGGCAAAGAAUGCCUUGACCCAUGAGCAGCAGAUGCAGCUUGUAUAUGCGAUUGCCGAAGCCGAUUACUUUCAGGGAGGCAAACUCGAUCAGGCAAUGUGCUUUGGUGACCUUGGUCCUUUUGAGUGGGUGGAGCCGUGGAUUAGAGACGAGUAUCCCAACUUGAUGCCAUCACGUAUUCUGGAACGAGCAUGUUUGUUUGAUCAAGCCAUUAUCAAUCUUUAUCACAAAGGACAAGGGAUCAAAUCACACGUCGAUCUAAUGCGAUUUGAUGAUGGCAUUGUAAUCAUAUCACUGCUUUCAUCAUGCGUGAUGGUGAUGAAGCCUGUCGACCCAGCAACAUUGCAACAACGAGGUGCUAUUCCUAUUCUUCUUCGUCCUGGCGAUGUAUUGGCUCUAUCGGGUGCAGCACGAUAUGAUUGGGAACAUGGUAUUGAAGAGCGGAUGGCAGACGAGGUAGAUGGCGAAUGGAUAGAACGUGGUACCAGGAUCAGUGUCACUCUUCGAAAGCUUUUAGUGAAAUAA
Molecule: messenger RNA, 615 nt
Organism: Lichtheimia ornata
Lineage: Eukaryota; Fungi; Mucoromycota; Mucoromycetes; Mucorales; Lichtheimiaceae
Exons: 3
Coding region: 1-615 (204 amino acids)
Biological process (GO): fatty acid metabolic process; DNA damage response
Cellular component (GO): mitochondrial matrix
Source: RefSeq, a predicted model, not a curated record